CUUCGGAAGGGGGGCGUGGAGGCAACCGGGAGCAGCCUGGGGCCAGCAUGAGCCGGAGGGAGGGAAGUCUGGAAGAUCCACAGGCUGACUCUUCCAUCUCACCCCUUCCCCACUUGGAGGCCAAGAUCCAUCAGACACACAGCCUCGCCCGCCUCCUCACCAAAUAUGCUGAGCAGCUGCUCCAGGAAUAUGUGCAGCACCAGGGAGACCCCUUCGGGCUGCCCGGCUUCUCGCCCCCGCGGCUGCCGGUGGCCGGCCUCAGCGCCCCGGCUCCGGGCCACGCGGGCCUGCCCGCGGCCGAGCGGCUGCAGCUGGACGCGGGGGCGCUGAGCGCGCUGCCGCCGCUGCUCGACGUGGUGCGGCGCCACCAGGCUGAGCUGAAUCCGCGCGCGCUGCGCCUGCUGCGGCGCCUGGAGGACGCGGCGCGCCAGGCCCGGGCUCUGGGCGCCGCGGUGGAGGCCGUGCUGGCCGCGCUGGGCGCCGAGACCCGGGGGCCCCGGCCCGAGCCCGCCGUCGCCGCCGCCGCCGCCGCCACCGACGCGGGUGUCUUCCCUGCCAAGGUGCUGGGGCUCCGCGUGUGCGGCCUCUACCGCGAGUGGGUGAGCCGAACCGAGGGCGACCUGGGCCAGCUGGUGCCCGGGGGCCCGGCCUGAGCGCGGGGCGCGGGGCUGAGCUCGCUGUCCGCUCGGCGGCCGUCUCCGUCUCUCUGUCUCUGUCUGUCUCUGUCUGUCUCUGUCUGUCUCUGUCGUCUCCCUUCGCUUUGUAAGCGCUCCGUGUCUCCUCCAUCGGACCAACUUGCGUUUGUGACUUCUAAGUCCCUUGCUUUCUUGCUUUCCCCCUCCUCUUC
This is a messenger RNA of Canis lupus familiaris (dog), 847 nucleotides long. RefSeq names its product cardiotrophin 1 (gene CTF1). The record is from RefSeq and is marked validated. NCBI's taxonomy places the organism in Eukaryota, Metazoa, Chordata, Mammalia, Carnivora, Canidae.